Xiphophorus hellerii (green swordtail) is the source of this 2976-nucleotide messenger RNA. It is a transcript of the gene fosl1a, whose product is annotated as FOS like 1, AP-1 transcription factor subunit a. NCBI's taxonomy places the organism in Eukaryota, Metazoa, Chordata, Actinopteri, Cyprinodontiformes, Poeciliidae. Gene Ontology annotation, cellular component: nucleus. The record is from RefSeq and is a predicted model, not a curated record. Gene Ontology annotation, molecular function: RNA polymerase II cis-regulatory region sequence-specific DNA binding; DNA-binding transcription factor activity, RNA polymerase II-specific. The transcript has 4 exons. Gene Ontology annotation, biological process: regulation of transcription by RNA polymerase II. The coding region runs from base 283 to 1296 and encodes 337 amino acids.
AGACUUCCGAUUCUACAUAGAUGACUAGGAGGCGGGAGGUGCGGCUUGGACAACUUUCGGACGUUUUAGCUCGAUUUAAACAAAAGUCAAACACUUUUUCCCUUCCUUGCUCCCCUUCGGAUCGAACUCGUUUGGACUCUACCGACUUACGGCAAUACAGUGGGCUUGCCCCCAGAGUUUGAAUUAACCUACAAGACUCAUCCCGAAAGCUACGAUCUAAAGGUUAUAUAUACACACAACGGAGAUUGGGUUAGGUUGCCGUUUCACAGAAAGCCGGAGAGGAUGUAUCGAAACUUCGAGAGUCAAGGGAGAGGCAACCCGGUGUACGGAGGCAACCUGUCCGGGUCAAACUCCGCAUCACUGGGAAGCACCAGCACUUCCACCACACAGCAGGAGCAGAAAUUUACAAUGGCAGGCAGCAGCCACUUUGUCCCAAGCCUGAAUGCCAUCACGACAAACCAGGACCUCCAGUGGCUGGUCCAGCCCUCGCUCAUGCAUCCUCCAGGACCUUCGCGCUCACCAGUACCGCCUUACCCAUCCAUCGUGGGGGCCCGGCCAAUGGGUCCGCCGCUUUCCCAGUCCCAUCUCAUCAGACCCGGGGUCAUAAGGGCAGCUGCUAAUACCCCACCGUCCACAAGGCGCAGGAAUGAUGAGCAGUUGUCACUUGAAGAACUGGAAAGACGCAGGAUCAGAAGGGAAAGGAAUAAAAUGGCAGCAGCAAAAUGUCGCAAUCGCCGCCGUGAGCUGACUGACUCAUUACAAAAUGAAACCGAUCAGCUGGAGGACGAGAAGUCACGUCUGCAGAAAGAAAUAGCUGAACUGCAGAAGGAGAAGGAGAAGCUCGAGUUGGUCCUGGAAGCCCACCGUCCCAUCUGCAAAAUAGACGACUCUGACUCGGAUUCUGAUGACACGCCUUCACUUUCCUCUUUGGGAGCCAUCAAACUGGAACCAGAGGAAUCCAUCAUUCCGCGACCCUCCACAAAAAAGGCAGAGAAGCCCAAACCGAAGAUAAUAAUCCCGGCCAAACCGGUGGCGUCCACCGCCUCGGUCGUCGCCUCCGAGUCCGAGUCGCUCCACACCCCGGUCCUCAUAUCGACGCCGUCCCUCCUGUCCUUCUCCGCCGGCAUGGUUUUCACGUAUCCGUCCUCAACGUCAGAAGCAGCAGCGCCCGCCGUGUCCCAUCAGGCCUUGCACCCUCAGGCCCAGCAGCCCUGCGGAGUCGCCCAUCGGCGCAGCAGCAGCAGUGGCGACCAGUCGGAUCACUCCCUGCACUCGCCGACCAUUCUCACCCUGUGAUCGCCCGACGAAACACUACAACUGGUUCCGGUUCCAGCCCAAACGCAGGAUCUCUGCGAAACGCUGAUGGAAACAAGGACGAUGACUGUUUUAGGCAUUUCAAGACGAUCAGCUGCUUCGUUAUUUAAUCUCUGAUCUCAGCUGACUCUCAAGGCCUCGUGCACACGUAGCCAGGUUUUUAUAAAACAAAUAUCUCCCCUACAUCGAUUUUAAAACACAAAUAUCGCACACGAGAGAUCAGUUUCAGAAAAGUUUCAAUCACAUGAACCCAAACAAACAUACAACAGUACGACGGAGUAUUAGAGCCAUGCUAAGAAAAUAAGAGAAUUAAAUUUUGAGAAUAAUCACAUAUUACGAGAAUAAAGUCAUAAUAUUAUGAUUUUAUUCUUGUAAUUUUAUUUUUUCUUAGUAUGGCCACAUAUGUACAACAGAAUAUUAGGGCAAGGCUAAGAAAAAUGUAAUAAAAUUUCACGAAAAAAAUUAUAAAAUUAUGAAAAUAAAGUCAGAAUAUUACAAGAAUAAAGUCAUACAAGAAUAAAUUAGUGUUACAAAAAUAUGAAAAUAAGGUAAAAUGAGGCGCUGAGCAACUUGUAAAGUUAUACUUUGCAAUUUGUUUUACAGUUGAGGAAAUAUUGAAGUUAUUAACUCAGCAGCAUCAAUAGCAGGACUCUGAAACGACUAAGUCUGUUACUACAACUUUACUCUCUAUAAUAAGAUUUUAUUCUUGUAAUAAAAUCUUUAUUCUCGUAAUUUAAACGUUUUUAACUUUUUAGCCUGGCUCUAAUACUCCGCUGUACAAAUACACUCUUAAGCUUGUUUUAAACAUGCCAAACCCACAGGGGGCAGUGUAGUGCAAAGCUAAAGUCCAUGUCAGCUAAUCAGGUUGCUUCAAAACAACCAGACUUCCUGUUAGGAUUUAAACAUGGCGCCAAGAGGUUCAUUUGUGUGGGUAUGUGUUUAACUGCUUUGAAACAGCUUUAUAUUUAUUUUAUAUGAAUAUAAAUAAUAAAAUACAGGCAAAUGUUGAUUGGGAAUCAUGUCAAAGCAGGUUUGUGGAUAUAUUGUUGCAUUAUUUCCUCAAAUCUCCACUCUGGUUGGAUGAAAGGCCAAAAUGUCUAAAAAUGACUGGACCUUGGAUGGCAUGAAAAUCUGUGGCAUUAUCAAAAUUUGAAUGUUACACUCUUUGUUUUUUUUUGUUUAACAUAAAGUUGAUAUAUUUUUUACUUUUUUAAGCUAUAAGAUGAAAUGAAUGUUUUUUUUUAUUGGGGAAAAACUGCAUGCACUAUAUAAAUAUAAAAAAAUAUGUACUCUAACAGAAAAAAACUCAGGCUCUCUUAAAGUAUAACAUGAGAACUGAGUUAAUGCAAGAAUAAUAACUAUAUUUUUAUCUUUUUUUAUUUUGUGGAAGUUGUUAACGGCCGAUGGUGUGCUCAUAACUACCAGCCUUACUGUGUGUGUGGAUCCUUUUAGACUACAGAUAUUUAUACAGUUUAUUGACAACUAAGGCUGGACCGUAGGAGUUGAUAUAGAUUAUAUAAUCAUCUAUUUAUUAGAGUUUUUAGAGUGUAAUAUAUUUUUGGUAAUGUUUAGAUUUUCUGUUUUGGUGGGCAGUGCCUUAUUGUUAUUUUUAUCUUCAGACUUGUACGAAGUCACAGAGAAUAAAGAAAAGUCUGCAUGAAA